Molecule: messenger RNA, 1950 nt
Organism: Candidula unifasciata
Lineage: Eukaryota; Metazoa; Mollusca; Gastropoda; Stylommatophora; Geomitridae
Source: the annotation of a GenBank genome assembly
AUGGUUAGCCCGAGUUUUUCAAUUUUAAUCAUUCUGAAUUUGGCUGCCUUACAUAUAAAUUUCCUGUCUUCCAAAGUGGCAACCAGUUCACAUGAGAAUGACUGUCCACACGACUGCAACUGUGUGUCCGACAGAUAUUCACAGUCAAAUAUUACUUGUUCUCUGUCAGCAGGUAACAACUGGAAAUUAAUAUGUCAACGUUUACACGACUAUGUGGGUCGGAAAGCUGCAUUAGGUCUCAAAAUUUCAGGAAAUCUUAGCACAGCAACUGGGAGUCUGUCAUGCAUGCCAGCUUUGCGAAGCUUAGAUUUAUCAAACACAUGUCUAGCACAAGAAAAUUCCUUUCACGGUUUACACCUAACCGAUCUUUUAAAUAUCAGCUCAAAUAGCAUAAGGCAUUUACCGGCUGGCAUAUUCCGUGACCUUCAUGACCUGCGCGAGCUUGACCUGUCUCAUAAUUCUAUAUCGAAACUGGAGCCAGGUCUGUUCAGGGAAUUGAAAGCUCUUAAACUUUUAUACUUAGGUUUUAACAAUUUACAGGCAUUGUCUUUGGAUUCAUUUACAUACAUACCAGCUUUAGAAUUUCUUGGACUAGAAUCAAAUAAAAUUGAAGAAUUCUCUUCCCUGUUUAUUCCACAUUCUGGCACUUUGAGAGGUUUGAACCUACGCGCCAAUAUUUUGCAGACAUUUAUAACGAACAGCAUCGAAACAGACUCGGAGUUGUGGAAGAACAUGGUGUCUUUGGAUAUAUCAGAAAAUCUGUUAGAAUGUUCUUGUGUUUUGAAAAAUAUGUACACCCUCCUGCCGAAUUUGAAUCAUAUCCUAGUUAGUCCAUCCACAACGGUCUGUGCUGCUCCAGAGAGGUUGAAGGGAUUGAGUAUAGUCAGUAUUAAUAAGACAGAUUUAUUCUGCACAGCCCCGAACAGCAUUGUCAGCUUUCCCUCCACUAACAAAGAAUGUCUUGCAGAAGGAUACCCCAAGCCAUCCAUUCUAUGGAUAACCCCAUGGAAGGAUUGGUUCUUCAACGGUUCAGACCUCAUGCUGAGCAAACUUGGUUUCCAGCCCGAAGGAAAUGAGAAGGUACUCACAUACAGAGAAUACCAAGAGCCAAAUGUCUUUAUGGUUUCAUCGAUUGGUUUAAACUCGGACAACGAUCUCGUAAUUACAAAAUUUCGCGGCAGCAUGUCAGGGAAUUAUACCUGUUGGGCCUUCAACAUGGCUGGAAAUACUUCUGUGGGAGUAAACGUGCAGGUAUUUUCACGGGUGAAGGAUGUCGUUAUUAAUAGUUUGUUCAUGGGAGGUUACUGCGCUUGUGGCUUCUUGGUAUUUGGGCUCCUCGUGGGCUCAGUGAAGCUUCUAGUGGUCUACCUGAAGCGGAAGUUGUAUUUUAUUGCGCCGAUGUUUUCAAAAGCUCCUUCUUCAAACGACCCUGAAAAUACUUCAACGUGUCACACACUUGAUGUAUCCUUGAACAAAGCUGACUCAGAUGACAGAGGCUCUGACGAUUCGACUCCAGACUCUUCACUCCUCGUUCACGACAAGGAGUCAGAAAACUCGGAUGCAGAUGACAAAUUUGAUAAUCCACAGGAUGCUCACACGGCAGGCAGCUGGCUUUCACACGGAAUUUUUGAUUCUUUGGAAGGAGCCAAAGGGCGGCUUCGGUACGGCGUCGGCCGCAAGAUGGACCGUGUGCGCAAAAAUGUCCAGCAUAUGAAAGACAGCGGUAGCGUUUACGUACAAAACAUUGUGGAUUCUAGCAGCACUGCUGCCAGUCGGAUGAAGGCCGGUGUUGUGUUUGGAGUGGAGACGGUGAAGUACCAUGUGCAGUCCUUCAAAGAACUCUGCGGCACAGGAGACAUGGGAGCACAGACCAUUUCCAUGGUGUCAGUUGAGACAGAUGUGGAUUCCCAGCAGCAGAAGGAGGUCAUCAGACAUGUCACGUUUGUCUGA